Molecule: messenger RNA, 2190 nt
Organism: Cryptotermes secundus
Lineage: Eukaryota; Metazoa; Arthropoda; Insecta; Blattodea; Kalotermitidae
Gene: ergic53
Product: protein ERGIC-53
Exons: 11
Coding region: 42-1604 (520 amino acids)
Biological process (GO): Golgi organization; endoplasmic reticulum to Golgi vesicle-mediated transport; endoplasmic reticulum organization
Cellular component (GO): endoplasmic reticulum-Golgi intermediate compartment; Golgi membrane; endoplasmic reticulum membrane
Molecular function (GO): D-mannose binding
Source: RefSeq, a predicted model, not a curated record
UGCCCGCAGCCGCCUGUUGUCUGAUCCGUGGUUGGCACGUCAUGUGGCAGGUAAAGAUGAAAAUGGCCACGGAGGUGAGGUGGCUAUGUUAUGCCGCUUUGUUUUUCAUCACGACAUAUGAAGUUUCUGGUAACGUGCCAUUAAGAAGAUUUGAGUACAAGUAUAGUUUCAAGCCACCGUACUUGGCGCAGAGAGAUGGAAGUGUACCUUUUUGGGAAUACGGAGGAAAUGCAAUUGCGAGCGCAGAGAAUGUUAGAAUUGCCCCGUCUCUGAGAAGUCAGAAGGGUGCGAUAUGGACAAAGAUGAAAACAAACUUUGACUGGUGGGAAGUGGAUAUUAUAUUUCGUGUCACUGGCAGAGGAAGAAUUGGCGCAGAUGGAUUGGCAUUUUGGUAUACAGAAUCUAAAGGAGCGUAUGAUGGGCCAGUGUUUGGCAGCUCAGAUAAGUGGGUUGGUCUAGGCAUCUUCUUUGACUCGUUUGAUAACGAUAACAAGCACAAUAAUCCGUAUAUCAUGGCUGUUGUCAAUGAUGGUACUCAGGAGUUCGACCAUCCUAAUGAUGGUACCACGCAGCUGUUGGCAGGCUGCUUACGGGACUUCCGAAACAAACCGUUCCCAACCAGAGCAAAGAUCGAGUACUACCAGAACACACUUACGGUCUUAUUCCUCAGUGGGAUGACAAACAACGAGCAGGACUUUGAGGUGUGUCUGCGUGCAGAAAAUGUGGUGUUACCAAAAUAUGGCCACUUUGGAGUUUCAGCAGCCACAGGCGGCCUUGCAGAUGACCAUGAUGUAUUACAUUUCCUGACAACCAGCCUGCACCCACCUGGCCAAGCCCCAAUACCUCCUGGAAGCCUUCAUGUCUCAGACGAGGAACAGCGCAAACUUUCGCAAGAGUAUGCCGAUUAUCAGCGCAAACUGGAACAACAGAAAGAGGAAUAUCACAGGGAACACCCAGAGGCCGCCAGGAAGGACAAGGAUAGCGAGUUUGAAGAGUGGUUUGAGUCUGACAACCAGCGUGAGCUUAGGCAGAUCUUCACUGGGCAGAGUCAGAUGUUCGAAAUGAUGCGAGAACUGAACCGCAAGCUGGAUGAAGUGGUUGGGCGGCAGGAGCGAACACUGAGCUUACUGUCGUCUGUUCAGGCCGGUGUUGCACCACCAGGCGGCGCUGGGCAGGCCCCGGGCCAGCCAGUGCUAGUAGACACCAUCCGGCGCCAUGAGGUGGAGCUCGUUUUGAGCAACACAAAUGCCAUCCUGAACGCAGCUCGAGAUAUAAAAACUCUGACGCAGGAAGUUCAUGCCCGUUCAGAUUCCAUACUGCAGAACCAAGCUCGCCAGCCUACAGCACAAGUGCAGUCUGUGGGUUAUGAUAUGGCAAGCCUCGUCAGUGAAAUGCGAGAUGGACUGAAUACAGUAAAGCGAGAUGUUGCUGCUGCUAGCCAGCGACUUGGAGGUGGGAAUGGAUCCCCUGGGGGCUGUCCACCACGAACUACCUGCUUAUCCACAACCUACUUUCUCGUGUUUGGUGCAUUGCAGGUUGCAAUUAUUGUGGGAUAUUCUCUCUGGAAGGACAACAGGGAAGCACAAGCAAAGAAGUUCUAUUGAAGACAAUAAGAGUAAACAUUGUGAUCAUCGGGUGGCUGAGGCUCCAUGACCGUGACACCUCAUUCUUUAUGUCAUGGUGGUUGAGUUAGACAGACAGUGACAUAGUUACUAUGUUACUUUCAUAAUGACGCUGGAUGUUGUUCAAGCCAAGAAAGAAUUCUGACUGCUUGGAUAUUGCAUCGGUUUUCUGCAUAUGUCCCAUCAUUAGGUGUUAUUCUUCACUAUAUUAUGGAUAUGUUUUCAACGAGUGAUCAGACGUGGUCACCAAAUUAAUUUGUACCAUUUGAUUGCAGAAUACAGCAUCGUGUUGUCAUCUGGUAGCUGACGCUGAGCACUGAUCCUGUGUAUAGAUGCAUUUAACCCAUUCAGGUGUUACAAUUGUCUAUUUUCUGUUUGAAGCACUUUAUUGAGGCUAAUGGAGCAUCUUUAGGUAGGAAGUUCUCACAGCUGACUGUCUUCUGGGGUGUGACACCAUGUAGUGUCAUAGAUCAUUGCGGAUACUUCGCAGUAACCUCCUGCCUUGCUGAAACUGGAGACGAGGUUGCUCUGAAAUCUUUGAUGUUCAGGCUUAAACGUUUUAAGGCGA